Megalobrama amblycephala (Wuchang bream) is the source of this 2246-nucleotide messenger RNA. It is a transcript of the gene akt1, whose product is annotated as v-akt murine thymoma viral oncogene homolog 1. The transcript has 14 exons. NCBI's taxonomy places the organism in Eukaryota, Metazoa, Chordata, Actinopteri, Cypriniformes, Xenocyprididae. Gene Ontology annotation, molecular function: ATP binding; protein serine/threonine kinase activity. Bases 249 to 1673 code for a protein of 474 amino acids. The record is from RefSeq and is a predicted model, not a curated record. Gene Ontology annotation, biological process: protein phosphorylation.
UCUCUGCAGACUGGAGUCUCGCGCUGUGGGGAGGUGUAGUGGAGGAGAGGCGAGGCGAGGACACGCUCGUGCUCAUCAAAACACUUUUACCUGUUUUCCGCGGGAUUAAAGUAGCAGCCGAAGCAGCGAGCGAUGCGCCGGAGCCCUCAGUGAUACCUGUCUCGUUGACCCGUGUGAAGAGGCUUUACGCUGGCCGGAACGAAGGACUCCGCAGAUCUGGAUAGACGGACGGGCUGCUGCUGGAGAGCAUGAUGACGGACGUGGUGAUCGUGAAGGAGGGAUGGCUGCACAAGAGAGGAGAGUAUAUAAAGACGUGGAGGCCGCGGUAUUUCUUGCUGAAGAGUGACGGUACGUUUAUCGGCUAUAAGGAGCGUCCGCAGGAUGUGGAUCAGCUGGAGACGCCGCUGAACAACUUCUCAGUGGCACAGUGUCAGCUGAUGAAGACGGAACGGCCCAAACCCAACACAUUCAUCAUACGCUGCCUGCAGUGGACCACUGUCAUUGAACGCACCUUCCACGUGGAGAGGCCCGAGGAACGGGAGGAAUGGACCAAAGCCAUACAGACUGUGGCCAACAGUCUGAAGAAACAAGAGGAGGAGAUGAUGGACUCGUCACAUGACCACACGCACAUGGAGACGUCUGUGAACAAACCUCCACACAAAGUGACUAUGCAUGACUUUGAAUACCUCAAACUCCUGGGAAAAGGCACUUUUGGGAAGGUGAUUCUGGUGAAGGAGAAAGCAACGGGAAAAUAUUACGCCAUGAAAAUCCUCAAGAAAGAAGUGAUUGUAGCCAAAGAUGAAGUGGCUCACACACUCACAGAGAACCGUGUGCUUCAGAACUCCAAACACCCCUUCUUGACGGCUCUGAAAUACUCCUUCCAAACCCACGACCGUUUGUGUUUCGUCAUGGAGUACGCCAACGGAGGAGAGCUCUUCUUCCACUUGUCACGGGAUCGGGUUUUCUCUGAGGACCGAGCGCGCUUCUACGGGGCGGAGAUCGUGUCUGCGCUGGACUACCUGCAUUCAGAGCGAAACGUGGUCUACAGGGACCUGAAGCUGGAAAACCUGAUGCUGGAUAAAGAUGGUCACAUAAAGAUCACUGACUUUGGCUUGUGUAAGGAGGGCAUCACGGACGGAGCCACUAUGAAGACCUUCUGUGGGACUCCAGAGUAUCUGGCCCCUGAGGUGCUGGAGGACAAUGACUACGGCCGUGCGGUGGACUGGUGGGGUUUGGGAGUGGUGAUGUAUGAGAUGAUGUGUGGCCGUCUGCCCUUCUAUAACCAGGAUCACGAGCGUCUGUUUGAGCUCAUCCUGAUGGAGGACAUCCGCUUCCCUCGCACACUCGCUCCGGAGGGAAAAUCACUGCUGUCCGGCCUGCUCAAGAAAGACCCCAAGCAACGGUUAGGUGGCGGUCCUGAUGAUGCUAAAGAGAUCAUGCAGCACAAAUUCUUCACUGGAAUUGAGUGGCAAGAUGUUUACGAGAAGAAGCUGAUUCCUCCAUUCAAACCGCAAGUGUCCUCAGAAACAGACACCAGAUAUUUUGAUGAAGAGUUCACAGGACAGACCAUCACCAUCACGCCGCCUGGACAAGAGGAUGGUAUGGAGCCGUUCGACAGCGAGAGGAGGCCACAUUUCCCACAGUUCUCCUACUCCGCCAGUGGAAUGGCAUGAAAGCGUCCUGAUAUCUGCCUCUGCUCCAGCAUCACUUUAGGUAGACGUUUCCUCUCCUCUGACGGACGCAGCGUCACACGACUGCUCUGAGAUCAGCGUGAAGGGAGAUGUUUACCAGCACGUCUGGAUCUGUGAUGUUUGUCCUGAAACCAGUUUCUCUUUGCUUUUGUGGCCUUUGAUUUCAUGAUCUUUUCUGAGGAUAUGAGAGGGAACACUGAAACAUGUUUCCACUCGAACUGCCAAAUUAAUGUCGAUUAUAUAGCAUUGAAAGAAACAGAUUGUACAGCACAUCUUUAGUCUCGUAUUGAAGUAUUAAAACUAACCUCAUGCCAAAUAUUAUUUUAUUUCCAUUCAAAAACACCAUUUAUAUGAACCGACCAAUUGAAACGAAUGAAAAAGCAGCUUGUAUAAAUGUAUAGACUGAACUGAACUGUCUCUCGACCCCUAAAGUACUUUUGGUCUAAAUUUCACUUGCAUGGAAUGUGCAAUAUAGUAGAAAUGUAGAUAAAUUAUUAUUAUUUUUUUUUUGUAUUAAUUAUUAAAAUGACUGAAUUCCACUAAACUAGAAAUUAA